This is a messenger RNA of Scaptodrosophila lebanonensis, 1412 nucleotides long. It is a transcript of the gene spidey, whose product is annotated as very-long-chain 3-oxoacyl-CoA reductase. The record is from RefSeq and is a predicted model, not a curated record. Gene Ontology annotation, molecular function: oxidoreductase activity. The transcript is spliced from 5 exons. NCBI's taxonomy places the organism in Eukaryota, Metazoa, Arthropoda, Insecta, Diptera, Drosophilidae. Gene Ontology annotation, cellular component: endoplasmic reticulum. Bases 302 to 1264 code for a protein of 320 amino acids.
ACUGCACAAAUCCAGCUGCGGUGACAUUCAGUGAAUUUCUAAAUUAACAAUUUCGACGCCAACAACAACAAUAAGAACCAACGCCGCCGCCAGCAGAGGCCCAUAGAACAAAAUAUACGCGCAAAACAAAAACAAAGUACAACACCACCCAACAACGGCGACAAGCAGCGCAGCGGUGACAACGACGCGACAAAAUCGCGCACCGGCCCAAUAUCGCAUUCGACGAACUGAAGUCAAUCAAGCCAGUAUAGGGCCCGCCAGAGAAGCGCUACCACUAUAAAACCAAAACAUAAAUUAGAAAAUGGAUCUAAAUUCGCCGAUUAUUCGCGUGCUAAGCGGCAUUGCCAUUAGCGUUUUGGGCUUUCAAAUGUGCCGGAAGGUACUGCCCUGGGUUUUCGCAAAUAUUCUUGGACCCAGUUUGCUAGGACCUAGGGUGGACAUCCGUAAGAUGGGCGAAUGGGCAGUGGUUACCGGCUCAACGGACGGCAUUGGGAAGGCCUACGCUCGAGAGCUAGCGCGCAAAGGACUCAAACUGGUGUUGAUUAGUCGUUCGCUGGACAAACUCAAUGCCGUUGCCAAAGAAAUAGGAGAAAACUUUGGUGUCGAAGUUCGGGUCGUCGAUGUGGACUUUACACGAGGCGUAGAGAUCUAUGAGAAAAUACGCAAAAGCACCGAAGGUCUUGAUGUGGGCGUCCUGGUUAACAAUGUGGGAAUCAGUUACAGCCACCCCGAGUACUUCUUAGAGUGUUGCAAUUCGGAUCCAAAAUUCCUACGCGAUAUCAUUGCUGCCAAUAUACAUUCCGUGACGCACAUGUGCUCAUUGAUUAUGCCGCGCAUGGUUGUCAAACGCAAGGGUGUCGUAAUCAAUCUCUCGUCCACGGCAGGUGUAAUUCCGAGUCCCCUGCUAAGUGUAUACAGUGCAACAAAGGCAUUUGUAAACAAGUUCAGUGAUGACCUGCAGACUGAAUACAAGGACCAUGGACUCAUUAUUCAGAGCGUACAGCCUGGUUUCGUGGCUACAAACAUGUCCAAGAUACGUAAACCGAACAUUUUUGCGCCCUCGCCCGAAACGUAUGUAAAAUCUGCACUCUCCACACUUGGCAUCGCUACACAGACCGCAGGCUAUCUACCACACGCAUUGCUUCAACUCGUCAUACAUUUUACAGAGGCUGUGCUGGGCGAUCAAAUUGCUAGAAAUGUGGUCCUGAAAAAUAUUUUGGGUACACGCAGUCGUGCACUUCGACGCCUAGCCAAGGAGCAAUAAUAUUUUUCGCACAAGUAAAAGCCAGCAGACUUGGCAUCUCCUGGAGCUGCUGCUGAUUGUGUGGCACUGCCAGCAGCUGCAGCAGAUGCGGCGACGGCGACUCCUAUUGGAAUUCGUUCACGGUUGGGGGUUGGGCAAAGAGCGAAAC